AUGUGCUUCUCCCAGAUGCAUGUGGAGUCGAACCAGACGCCGAGCGCAAUCAACGAGUUCAACUACGACCCGGAAGCAGGAAUAACGUUCGAAGUCUGGUUUGCCAAAUAUGAAGAUCUGUUCGAAGAAGACGCUCGAGCUCUAGACGGACCGGCCAAGGUUCGAUUGCUGCUUCGAAACCUCAGCACCGUAGCGCAUAAGAAGUAUGUGAGCUACAUCCUCCCGAAGAAGCCGAAGGAAGUGACUUUCGAUGAAACCAUCAAGACAUUGAAGUCCAUCUUCGGUCGUCAAACAUCGCUCUUCAAUCAACGUUACCAGUGUCUGCAACUCAAGAAGGAUCCGACCGACGACUACUUCACCUACGCUGGAGUUGUGAAUGAAAAGUGCGAAGAAUUCAAGCUCUCGGAAAUCAACGCGGACCAGUUCAAGUGUUUGAUGUUUGUUUCCGGCCUGAGUUCAAGCAAGGACUCGGAUGUUCAGACAACCCUUUUAUCGUGGAUCGAGAGUUCCAAUCCCGCUACGCCGAUGACCCUACGCUCACUAGCAGAGGAAUGCCAGAGACUCCUGAAUCUGAAACGAGACACCGGAGGAAAACAAACCGUUUGUGCAGUGAAGAAUUCAUCAAAACCGCAAUCCGAAAUUCCGAACACACCAUGUUGGAGAUGCGGCGACAUGCAUUAUUCGAAGAAUUGCCCAUACCUCCAGCAUGAGUGUAAAUCCUGCAAGAAAACUGGACACAAGGAAGGUUAUUGCUCCUGUUUCAAGCAAAAGGAUAGGAAGAAGAAGCGUCCAUUCAAGAAUAACGCUGUGGCUAAAGCACAAAGUCUGUACACCAUCAAUCAGGUCAGUAUCGCAGCCAGACGUAAGUUCGUGAACCUGGAGAUCAACGGACAUCCAGUACGACUACAACUAGACAGCGCAGCAGACAUCACCGUGAUUUCAUCGGACGUGUACAAACAAAUAGGCAGCCCCGUUGGAAGUUCAGCAUCCAUCAACGUUGUUAACGCAUCAGGUGAUGACAUGGGUCUCAUAGCUGAAUUUGAAUGUACCGUUACUUUGAACGACGUCGUGAAGCAAUGGAUCGAGCUGUUUGGAUUGUGGGACAUUCCGUUCAACGCAGUCUGCAAUCAAGUCUCCUCAAAAUCACAUCCAAAAUCGGAAGAACUUGUCCAGCGUCUACGAUCGAAGUUCAAGAACGUGUUCAGUGAAGACCUUGGAUUGUGCACUAAGAAGAAGGUAUGGCUGUCAGUCAAGCCAGGUACCAAGCCCGUAUUUCGUCCAAAGUGUCCAGUUGCGUAUACAUCAACAGAGAAGAUUGAAGCCGAGAUGGAUCGUCUACAAAGUUUGGGAAUCAUUUCGCCAAUUCCAUACUCCGAGUGGGCGGCUCCCAUCGUUGCUGUAUCAGGUAUCAGGUAUCAGUAG
Messenger RNA from Aedes albopictus (Asian tiger mosquito), 1422 nucleotides. RefSeq lists its product as uncharacterized. Bases 1 to 1422 code for a protein of 473 amino acids. NCBI's taxonomy places the organism in Eukaryota, Metazoa, Arthropoda, Insecta, Diptera, Culicidae. The transcript has 3 exons. The record is from RefSeq and is a predicted model, not a curated record.